Anarrhichthys ocellatus (wolf-eel) is the source of this 1947-nucleotide messenger RNA. It is a transcript of the gene rnf25, whose product is annotated as ring finger protein 25. The record is from RefSeq and is a predicted model, not a curated record. Gene Ontology annotation, cellular component: nucleus. NCBI's taxonomy places the organism in Eukaryota, Metazoa, Chordata, Actinopteri, Perciformes, Anarhichadidae. The coding region runs from base 253 to 1653 and encodes 466 amino acids. Gene Ontology annotation, molecular function: protein binding; ubiquitin protein ligase activity. Gene Ontology annotation, biological process: protein ubiquitination. The transcript is spliced from 10 exons.
UAUAUUUCCGGUAAAGACCUUCAAUGUCGGCAGCAGUAUCAACAUUUCCUUUCGGCUUCAUGAAUAUGGAUGUUACGCUUGCUGCAGACGUCACAUCGGGUCACAUGUGUCGUGAGGUUGCGUGAUUUUUAGCGUCGUCAGGGAUCGAGUUAACGAUAAUUUUUUACCGGUGUUGUGUCACGUUUAAAAAGCUCCGUGUAGCAGCUAACGUUAGCUAAUGCUAGCUGAAUAGCGGCUCAUAGAAACACCGUCAUGGCGGAGAGCGAUGUGCUGUCUGAGAUCGAGGUGCUGCAGUCGAUCUAUGUGGAUGAGCUGCUGGUCAACAGGAGACAAGACGGGGACUGGGAGGUGAGCCUUGUCCUGUACCCGUCCACAGCCGAGGACUCCGUCUCCCAGUUUGUCCGACUCACCCUGACUCUGACCCUCGAUCAGCAGUACCCCUCGUCUUCUCCAGCCAUCUCCAUUCAUAACCCUCGGGGUCUUUCUGAUGACAAGAUCAGCAGCGUCCAGAAGUGUCUUCAGUUGGAGGCUCAGUCCUGUCUGGGUUCACCUGUGUUGUAUCAGCUCAUUGAGAAAGCGAAAGAAAUCCUGACUGAAAGUAAUAUUCCUCAUGGAAACUGUGUCAUCUGCCUCUACGGCUUCAAGGAGGAAGAGACCUUCUCCAAGACGAGCUGCUACCACUACUUCCACUCCCACUGCCUCGGCCGCUACGCCAGCCACUCGGAGAGGGAGCUCCGCCUGAGGGAGAAGGAGUUAGAGGAGGACAAGACCAGAGACCGAGCCGACCGCCAGGAGCUGACCGUGGUGUGUCCGGUGUGUCGAGAGCCUCUGACCUACGAUGUGGAUCAGCUGCUGUGCUCUCCGGCCCCUCAGCUGCCGGAGCUGGACGAAGCGGCGAUCGGCUCAAAGUUCCAACAGAAGUGGCGUGAACUGCAGAAGCUUCUGGAACGACAGAAGUCUAAAGGGGGCAUCAUCGACCCAGAGGUGGAGUCAAACCGGUUCCUCAUCCACACCAACGAGACUCCACCUGCUGCUGGAAACCUGGACGCCGACACCUCUCCUGGAACCCGGGAACCCUCCGCCUCUCAUGUUCCCUCCUGUGAAGCUGGAGUCAGAGCGGACCAGUUUGGUUCUGGACUGUCCCACUGCAGAGGAGGUCCGGGCCAGAGGCGUCAGAACCAGGCGAGGGGGCCGAGGAGAGGAGGCCGGUCCAGACCACAGCACCGGAGAGCCGCCCCCCCCAUCACGGAGCACCUGGACAAACUGUCUCUGUCCUCAGGCUGCACUGAAGGACCAAUAAGAGCCAAAGCUCAGGGGAACCAGAUGCAACAAGUGAAUGCAGAGUUGUGUCAGCCUAAGACGGGCAGGGCCGUCUAUGCAGAGCAGCAGGAGAGCCUGGUGUCUCCAGACGGUCAGACCGAAUGUCCAAAAGAUGCUGCAGGCGGUCGGGGCCACCGUGGAAGGAGAAGAGGUCCUCACCGAGCUGACUCGGACACCAUGGCCCGUGGGCGCUAUCACUGGGACGGGCGUGCUUCCAAAAGCAGAGGAGGGGGGCCCGGUAACCCGUACAGCAGAGGAGGGGGGCCCCACUGGAGCCACGACGGGGGCUUCCAACACAAGGUGGUGGAGAGGAGGGGAGAGGAGGUGCUAUGACGAAGGGCAACAGGAGGGCCAAUGAACAAAUGUGUGUGUGCCUUCAGGAUCAGUCUGCGUAGAUUACAGCUCUGCACCAGAAUCAACAUCCUCUGUAACGUCUGCUGCUCUUCAUCAUCUUCAUCAUCGCUGUCCUGGUCUCUGCUGGGCUCUCUCAUGCAGACUCAUAUUACACACAGAUGGCUGUUGCUUUGUGUUGAGGUGCAAUAUGACCUGAAAGAACUACAAAUUAAAUUAUCUGUCUUUGUCAGUGUGUUACAGUAUUCCCUGUUUUUUGUUUUUUACUAAGGCAAA